Messenger RNA from Linnemannia hyalina, 1443 nucleotides. The record is from the annotation of a GenBank genome assembly. Lineage: Eukaryota; Fungi; Mortierellomycota; Mortierellomycetes; Mortierellales; Mortierellaceae.
AUGUCCUCACCAACCACAGUUCUAAUCGCAGGAGCAGGACUCGGAGGACUCAUGAUGGCGAUUCUACUGGAUCGCGCCGGCAUCGACUACAUCGUCUUCGAAAAGUCCGAACACUUGCGCGCCCUGGGAAGCGCAACCAACCUCGGAUGCAACAUCCUCCCUCUCUUUGCUCAACUCGGUCUCCAAGAUGAACUCCACAAGAUCUCUAAACCGUCAAGUACCGUCAACGUCUACAACGAAACCAUGGAGCGUAUCGGGCACAUUAACUAUGAAGAGUACAUCUCCACGUGUGGUUAUGUAUCGAGGACGAUGGCGAGACCAGACCUCCACGCUCUUCUCCUAGCCCAAGUUCCAGCAUCGAAAAUCCAACUCGGCAAAAAGAUCCAAGAAGUCUGCCAAGAUGCCUCCAAGGUGACCAUCCUCUGCUCGGACGGCUCAUCCUUCCAGGGGGACCUGCUCAUCGGCUCUGACGGAGCCUACAGCAGAGUCCGCCAAAGUCUCUUUCAUCAGCUGGACAAACAACACCUCCUGCCAAAAGCCGAUGCCGAGAGCCUUAGGGCUUGCCACAUGAGUGUCCUGGGGAUCACUCGACCUGUUGAUCCUGAGAGCAGUAAUGUCGACAACAUCGCCAACGACAACAACAACAACGGCAACAGCGUCUCGCCUCAGCCCUCUGCCUUGUCGGCGACCAAUGCAUUGUCCGCAAACGUCUCACCAAACCCUCAAGCCAAAAUUAGUUCUUGUACCACCAUCUCCCUUUCCACCUCUUCAACAACCAUCGCAAGUACCUCCAUGGACACAACGACAACAACGACAGCCGUCACUGCCGCCGUGAACCUAUCAGAAUGGGGCACAGAAUCAUCUGACGCCAUCCCAGAAGACUGGCGCAAUUUCCCCUGCCCAAUCGGGGGCACCAUGGGCGACCUCUUUGACCAGACUCCUCGCGAAGUUGUCUCAAAGGUUGUACUGGAAGAAAAGUUGUACCAGACCUGGUACCACGGCCGUGUGGUAUUGAUCGGCGACGCCUGCCACAAGAUGCUCCCCAAUUCCGGACGAGGUGCAGUGAAUGCGAUGUUGGACGCGGUGGUGUUGACGAACGCCUUGUAUGAAAAGGUGGUGUUGUCGGCGAGUGUUGAGAAUGUCCAAGAGGCAUUUGAGGAGUACUAUAAGGAGCGGUACCCGCAUGCUGUUGCGGAAAUUGAGCGGAGCAAGCGUAUGGCUCGAGUUGUCGCCGGUCAGACAUGGUUUGACACGCUGGUCCGCAAGGUGUUUUUCACUCUCUUGCCAAAACGGUUCCAGGAUAACAGCUACGCGGCGAUGCUGACAUACCGUCCACAGCUGUCGUUCCUCCCGUUUGUCAUUGAACGUGGUAGUGUCCCUGCUCUCCCUCAAAGGAAGUCCUCGAGACCGGGUAAGGGGUUCUUCGACGCGCGGGCACUUUAA